GAGGAUGUGUGGAAGGAAGUUCCAAAGGAGAUUAAGGCACUUGCCGAAGGCACUAAUAAAAAUAAAAGGAAGGAAGUGGAAGAUAAAAACUACUGUAACGGUCUCUCGGAAGGGAAAGGAAAGGAUGCUUGCAUCCUUAUAGCAGCAGGAUUAAAAAACCUCUAUGACAUCAACGAGAGCGAUGCCGUCGAUGUAUCGUUCCAAAGAACGAUGCAGUGUGUUUUAUUAAAUGCCAUUGCAGACAGAUUAGAGGACGAAAAAUUUCCCUGUACGGAUGAGAAGAAUGUAAAGAAGGGGAUAGAACAUGCUUUCGGGAAGAUUGAUAAUAUUAUGAAUGGCAGUAAGUGCAGUGGUAAUGAUAAAUGUUUUAAGUGUCCCAGGGUUAAGAACUAUGAUAAUUGCGAAAUUAAAACAGAUGGGGGUAGCGAAGAGAAGUUAAAGGACAAAAUUAACCCGAAGGUGGAAGCAGAAUAUAAUGAAGAUAGCACUACUAGUACUAGUCCCUUAUCGAAGAAAUCUCUAACUACGACCAUAUGUAAGUAG
This is a messenger RNA of Plasmodium knowlesi strain H, 543 nucleotides long. Its product is annotated as SICAvar, type I (fragment). The record is from RefSeq and is a predicted model, not a curated record. The annotation marks the transcript as partial. The transcript has a single exon. NCBI's taxonomy places the organism in Eukaryota, Apicomplexa, Aconoidasida, Haemosporida, Plasmodiidae.